GUCGGUGCCGGGCGGGUCGGUGAGUCGGGUCGGUCGGUCGGUGCCGGUCGGUCGGGUCGGUGGGUCGGGCCGGGGCGGCGCCGGGCGGGGCGGUCCGUGAAGGAGGAAGCGCAGCCGGAGGCAGAGCGGCCCCGCAGCCGCCCGAGCCGCGCGUCGGAGGUGGGAAAUGCCAACUGCUCACAUGUGCUGACGACAAGCAGGGAGAUGGAUCGUGGCAUCAGCCUGGAGAACCCCUACGCCAGCGUCAACAUCCCACGGGACCAGUUCCAGCAAAGCUUCAUCACUCAAUACUUGAAGGAUGAACCCACUGUCAUCGCCAACCCUGCAGUCGUGCCCACCUACAGCGUGGAGGAGCAGGUGGACCCCACUGGCUGCUGGAACAGCCCAACCAUUUCCACAGAGAAGUCCCGGUCCCAUCCCUACAACCCCUAUGCCAGCAUGAGGAUGCCCAACGGGGAAUCACCCAACUCCUUCUACACCGUCACCCUGGACAAGUCACCCAAGGGCCAGGAGAGGGAGGCCGGUGGGGAAUGCAGCUGCUGCAAGCGCUGCCCCUGCUGCAGAAAGUGCUGCUGUGUUGUCUCCUAAGUGUGCCCUCGCUGCACCCACGGAAUGUGCUGACCAUGGGAUGGGGCCAGGUGGUCCCGCAGGGAUGGGGCUGCCCUGCCUGGGCACCUCGGGGAGCUGCUUCAGUGCCCGGCAGAGCUGGAAGCUGGGAGGGGGCACCAGAUGGACUCUGCCAUUGGUUUUCACCCGUGAACUCUGCAGCCAGAUACGCCAGUGAUGGGCACCUGCCAGGUCCUGAGAGCCCAGUGUGGCGUGUGGGGGAGAAGGACAGGUCCCCUCUGCCCCACUGAAGCCCGGGAGCCUUGGGGAUGAUAUGUGCCAAUGCACCAAGAAGUGCCUAUGCUGGGAAUGCGACAGCGUGUUGAGCCUGUGAUCCCACGCGCUGACCUUGGCAGUCCACCCUUGCUGGGAAGCCUCCAGCUCUUGGGGAAGGAGCAGGGAUUGACCGUGUGCUGGAGGGUAGGUUCGGAUGAGGCAGCCCUGUGUGUGUGGCAGAGGAGGACAUCGCCAUCGCUGUCUUGGAGCGGCAGAGAGGAGCCAGGGACAUGCCCCCAGCCAAGGUGGGGACCCCCCUCCCCAGAACCUAGUGGUAACCCCCAAGCGGCAUCAUGGGGAUCCUGCAGCACCCUGCCCGAGCUCCUCCUCUCCACGCUGCCUGUGGGACGGAGGGAAGGAGAGAGGAAGGACAGACAGACAAAGCAUGGCAGAGUGCCAGGGAGUGCUCCCUAGCAGCACCUGAUGGCACAGCAUGGGUGCGGGUGUUAACGUCCCUGUGCCAGGAAAACCCUGGCCCCAUUUGGUUCCUCCUGCUCAUGGGGUGCUGGGCACAACCCCUCGCCCCACCUGCGUCCCGGCUCGGGGCUUCACGCUGCAUUAUGGCCGGGUCCAGUGCCAAGGGCUGUCCCAGCGCCAGCAGCGGGGUAGAACUGGGGCACCCCGUUUGGGAUGCAGAUCCCCAUCGUUUGCCUUCUGCGACCCCCUGGCCAUGGAGGAAGGCGAGCGAGGAGCCCGCUGGGGUGGCUCUGGGCUGGGUUUUUGGCUGGGGCUGGCGCCGCCGACCUGGAACAAGCCCGCUGUUGUGCUGGCGUCCCACGGGCGGCCGUGCUGCCAGGCGGCGGCUGCGUAAGCGCCGCGGCUGCUGCAGGAACUGCCUGGUCUGCAGGGGCAGGGGCUUGGAAAGAGCGCGUGUGUUAGCGGAUGACUUCAGGGUGCUGCAAAUAAAAUUACAGCCA
Messenger RNA from Chroicocephalus ridibundus (black-headed gull), 1799 nucleotides. RefSeq names its product cysteine rich tail 1 (gene CYSRT1). NCBI's taxonomy places the organism in Eukaryota, Metazoa, Chordata, Aves, Charadriiformes, Laridae. The transcript has 2 exons. Bases 205 to 588 code for a protein of 127 amino acids. The record is from RefSeq and is a predicted model, not a curated record.